Messenger RNA from Scaptodrosophila lebanonensis, 1050 nucleotides. RefSeq lists its product as uncharacterized. The record is from RefSeq and is a predicted model, not a curated record. NCBI's taxonomy places the organism in Eukaryota, Metazoa, Arthropoda, Insecta, Diptera, Drosophilidae. The transcript has 2 exons. Gene Ontology annotation, molecular function: oxidoreductase activity. Bases 55 to 978 code for a protein of 307 amino acids.
ACACCUUUUGUCCUUCGUUUGCUUACUCCUUGUAAAUUGCAAAUUAUUGGCAUCAUGCUCAAGACUAAGCGUGUGGCGGUUAGGAAGCGUUCCAAGUUACGUUCUUUGCCCAAGCCCCUGAUCACGUACGAGGAUAUGUACGGACAUGAAAUGUGUGAACGGGAACGAAACGUUGUGCUGCCUCUUGUGCGAGAGGGAUAUGAAGAAAGUUUGAUGGCGUCCAAACCUUCAAUUGAGGAUGCUCUGGAGGAGGCCUCUGAAAACUGCUUCUAUGGGCCAGUCCCAGUCGAUUCUGUCAGCAAUGCGUCUGCCCGAGAGGUUCUCUAUGACUGGAAUUUGCCCAGCCUGAUGAUAAUCUUCCACUCCGGCGACUUGGACAGUGCCAGACACUACCUGGUCGAAUCGCUCCACAAUCCUUUCGCUCCGCAUGCUGUGGCCACCUUGGUCAUCCAUGAAGAUAUGGUCAAGGAUUUCAUGGAACGUGUAGUUGCGCGCAUGCAUGCUUUGGACCCCAAGAUAGCUCAGCACCCCUUAUUUGUGCGUUCCCUAGCCAGGCUGAGAAACAUAAAUGCCAGAAUCUUUACUGCUGACCCGAAUCGGGUGCCCGUCGAGCUCUCACCCAUUGUGGUGCUCGAUGCGACACACAACUAUAUGAACGAUGGACCCACUGGAGUCAUUACUCUCCACACCUAUCGCACUCCCGAAGAGGCCAGCCAGCUCUAUCUGAUGGAGCCAGUCAAGUAUAAUUCGGUCAGUGUUUGGGAUGAGGACACAGCCAGUUCGUAUGAGGUCGCCACACUCAUCGACUGCGACAAUCUCUUCGUCAACUGUGCCAAUGUGAACUUGGACGCAAUGCAGGAGGCAUUCGAGGAGGGUCGCGACGAAAUGAGGCUCGUCAAUGGCUAUCACCUCGAGACACUCACAAUCUUGGGCAAGCGUCGGAAGUUGGCCUUUCCGGUUGGCGCCAUCAUCAUCUAACACCCAGCACACUUUCUUCUUUGUCAUCAUGUAGUGUAUAGCAGAUAUUUCAGAUCAAUCAGAAAAAAAUCC